Molecule: messenger RNA, 903 nt
Organism: Lindgomyces ingoldianus
Lineage: Eukaryota; Fungi; Ascomycota; Dothideomycetes; Pleosporales; Lindgomycetaceae
Exons: 5
Coding region: 1-903 (300 amino acids)
Source: RefSeq, a predicted model, not a curated record
AUGUUCUGGCUGGCUGGACAGGCAGGAUUGUUGACUCCCCUAAAUAAACUAGCUUUGGUACGAAGAACAGCAGCAGCAGCAGACCCGCCGAAUAUUACAAAAAUAGUUACCUUUAUUACGGAAGGACUUCGUCUACUUAGUCCCAACGAUUGUCAAGCUGCAGCAGCAAUUUGUAUGAAGAAGCUGACCAAGAGGGGGCCGUAUAGACCCCGCUUUGAUAUAUCUGAGGAUAUGCUUACAACGGCGGUGCAACAAGGGCUUGUCACGCGUAGCAUCAACAAUCCUUAUAGUGCAAAGAUUACAGCUAAUACUAAAGCAAAAGAAGGGGUAGAAUACUAUGAGAAUACUAGUAUUAGAGCCAUUGAGGAGCAAGAUACGCAGACUACGGUUAUUGAAAGCGAGCUGGAUGAUAUAAGCAAUGACGGCGAGGUUGAUAUUGAAACUGAAAGCUAUUCUAGUAAGCCUGUGCAAAGCACGGGCUUCUUUAUCCGAAUAAUCACGCAUGUGACCGGAAGGGCCCGAGUAAAUGCAAAGCAAUCGAAUAGUGGCGGUGAGGAUACAAGACUACUGCAUGCCAAGACUAAUUCUCGGAGUGGAGAAAAUGUAAUGACUACAUCCGUAUACGUUCAAAGUGGGUCCGGCUGGUAUUGUGCAGAGAAUCCAGUGGGUGGUUUCUUCGGAGCCCAGUCAGAUAGCCAAAGGCUUUGCCUGAAUGCCGCUAACGCGGGCUGUGCACAGCGCGUUGUGGAUCUAGUUGUGGAGACGAGUGCCAGCUCUGCGGCUGAGUUGCCCUGGACGGAGAUGCCGUGUGCAUUCGCCCUCUCCUCUAUCAAGAAAAUUGGCCAGGAGACUGGCUCCACUUUGGGGACUCGAUUAGAAUAUAAAUAUAUGAACAAGGAGUAA